GCGCAGAUGUGCGACAGCAGCAGUUCUUGUCUCCUCAAGUUUGCAGCUCGCAGGGUGAAGCAGUGAUUCGUCUAUUUUAGAGUGACAGAGUGUAUUUUCAUACCGAGACUGUACAGAAGUCAUUCUUAAAGAGGCGCAGAGCAACAAAUAAACCUGGAUUUUGCCUUUGAGGGAUAUAAAGAAGACAGAUAAAAGAAAUGUGUUGUAAAGGAUUUAUACUCGUCAUCUUUUGUCUCCAGCUAUGGCCUAGACCUUUGGGUGAAGCAAUUCAUCCGGACUGCGCCAUCAUCUCCCAGCACCUGAGGGCUCGGGAGAUUUGUAGCCAGACGAGGAGGAGCGAGGCGCAAAACCAGACAGACCACAGCGGAUGUAAAACAGAGUGGGACGAGAUCGGAUGCUGGCUGAGAGCCGAAGUCGGUCAGGUGGUCAACGUGUCCUGCUCCGCAGUCUUUCAGCAUUUCUCCAGCAAUCAAGGGUUUGUUUACAGGAACUGCACCGUUGAUGGCUGGUCUGAAAUGUAUCCGCCCUACGAGGAGGCUUGUGCUUUCAGUGAUGACAGCGAGCCAGAGUCUGAGACGAGUUACCUCUAUACAUUCAGGCAGGUUUACACUGUUGGCUAUGCCACCUCACUAAUCUCCCUCAUCUCAGCUAUAGUGGUGUUUGCAGCCUUCAGGAAGUUCCACUGCACCAGAAACUACAUCCACAUCAACCUUUUCUCCUCCUUCGUCCUGAGAGCCACCGCUGUGUUCAUUAAAGACACGGUGCUGUUUGCUGAUGAGACCUUGGACCACUGCUCCAUGUCAACGACAGCGUGCAAGUCAGCUGUGGCUUUCUUCCAGUUCAGCAUCCUGGCCAAUUACUUCUGGCUGCUGGUGGAGGGCAUGUAUCUGCAGACCCUGCUGGCCCUGACCUUCGUCUCACAGAGGAAAUACUUCUGGUGGUACAUCCUGAUUGGAUGGGGGCUCCCAUCAGCAGUCCUCAUCCUCUGGGUUUUGACCAGGUUCUUCUAUGAUGACAGAGGUUGCUGGGACGACACAGACAAUGUUGGUAUUUGGUGGAUUAUUAAAGGACCAAUAACAGCCUCGCUGCUGGUCAAUAUUGUCAUCUUCAUCAAUGUCAUCCGAAUCCUGGUUCAAAAGCUGAAAUCUUCUGCCAUGGUUGGGAACAAUGACACUGGGCACUUCAUGAGGCUGGCUAAAUCCACCCUUUUCCUCAUUCCUCUGUUUGGGAUGCACUACACUGUAUUCGCCUUCCUGCCUGAGAACACUGGAGUUGCGGCCAGACUCUACAUCGAGCUGGGACUGGGCUCCUUUCAGGGAUUUGUGGUGGCACUCCUUUACUGUUUCAUGAAUGGAGAGGUCCAAACAGAGCUGCGGAGAUGGCUUUGGAAGUGCCACAAUCAAAAUCAUCUCACACCAGCCAAGAGGAGCAUCACUCAGAUCACAAUUCGAACACGUGGGGGGCUUGGACUGCCUCCUUCCAGUGGCAACAUCUCCUCAGUAUGAUUUUAGAGACUGUCUGUGGAAAAAAAACUGCUGUGAGAAUGUCAAGGAAAAACAACAGAGGCAGUCCUCAAAGCUGAACAUGCUGAGGACAUUAUUUCAACAACCGCUCUAUGAGAACAUAAGACCGUAAUGAACGCUGGAGAAAAUGUCUCGGUAUGAAUUAUAUCAGUGUCAGCAGCAACUAUGACUAAGGAUGGCGCACCGCAAAUUUGUAAUCUGCAUCACAGUGGGCUCGUUGUCAUAUCAUCAACAAUGGUGCUUGAUUUGUGAGGAUGGUGCCACAGUGGAACGAGGGAACCACAGCAGAGACAGAGCUCGCCCUGAGCUUGUGGGACGAGUGUUUGUCAAGGUUGUGUGUACAGUUUGGACUACACGAGUGCAAACAUGACCAAAUGCUGAGAGAUUAUACAGAGGCAGCUGUGGAAACAAUAGAUGUUUGAACAUGACGAAAAUAUCUGAAAUUGCUCUGCGCUGCACUGAACUGAUGAGGUGAUGCUAUGUCAGCCUAUCAGGCUGAAAACAUGUGGAGGACCGCUCUGGAUCUGAAUGUGUUCAAUCACUCAGCAUCUCACCAGCUGCUGCAGAGACAUUUUCAGACAUUAAGAUCCAGGGGGACCGAACAAGUAUUUCAAGUUGUUUGUUUGUGUGUUGUGCUGCUCUGCACUAAUACAGCAUGUCUUAAAAGACUGUUUUGAUGAGCCAUUUCAGUAUUUAUGAAUAGUCAUUUACUUGUUACGUCUUUUUCUAUGUUGUUUCCAGAUGUUAUAUAUUUAUUUUGAUACACUAGAUGCAUUUAUCGAGAUACCAAAUGAAUAAAUGGGACACACAUUUACAUGGUGAAAAGGCAUCAAGAUGGUACUAAUCAACUUGAAUGAUA
This is a messenger RNA of Amphiprion ocellaris (clown anemonefish), 2382 nucleotides long. Its product is annotated as vasoactive intestinal polypeptide receptor 1-like. The coding region runs from base 198 to 1505 and encodes 435 amino acids. The transcript has 13 exons. Gene Ontology annotation, biological process: adenylate cyclase-modulating G protein-coupled receptor signaling pathway; cell surface receptor signaling pathway. The record is from RefSeq and is a predicted model, not a curated record. Gene Ontology annotation, molecular function: G protein-coupled peptide receptor activity; peptide hormone binding; vasoactive intestinal polypeptide receptor activity. Gene Ontology annotation, cellular component: plasma membrane. Lineage: Eukaryota; Metazoa; Chordata; Actinopteri; Pomacentridae.